Messenger RNA from Daphnia magna, 1268 nucleotides. Its product is annotated as TATA-binding protein-associated factor 2N. The record is from RefSeq and is a predicted model, not a curated record. Bases 157 to 954 code for a protein of 265 amino acids. Gene Ontology annotation, molecular function: RNA binding. The transcript has 3 exons. NCBI's taxonomy places the organism in Eukaryota, Metazoa, Arthropoda, Branchiopoda, Diplostraca, Daphniidae.
AAUUUUGCCGUCAGAGGUGCUGAUAUCCCGCCGAGCACGCUGUCUCCGGUUGCAGGCCUUCUUGUAAAGUUUGCCAUUAUUUUAAGUCUGCUGCGUCGUUUCUAUAUACCGCGUUUCUUGUGACGAUUUGCUGUUUUCCAUAGUUCAAAAAAAGAAAUGACAUCAGACUACGAAUCAGACGAGAGAGAUGCUGGCGGUGAUCGUGGCGGUCGUGCCGUAGCAACGAGCCACCGAGUCUACGUCGGCAGCAUUCUAGAAAAUGUGAAAAAGGAAGAUCUCGAAGUGGAGUUUGGCAAAUAUGGCAAAUUGACAAGUGCCUGGGUGGCAUUCAAUCCUCCUGGUUUUGCCUUUAUCGAAUUUGAAGACGAAUCAGACGCUCAGGAAGCUGUGGCCAGCAUGAACGGAACAGAUUUCAUGGGCUCUAAGAUCCGAGUGGAGAUUUCUCCUAAUCGCGGCCGUGGCAGAGGACGCGGUGGACGUGGAGGUCGUGGUGGUGAUCGUGGAGGCGGAUUCCGAGGAGGAUUCCGUGGCGGUGACCGUGGUGAUCGCGGUGGCAGUCGAGGCUUCGGUGGAAGCCGUGGCGGAAGCUAUGGCGAUCGUGACGGGGGUGGGUAUCGGGGUGGGCGAGGGGGAGGAUCCCGAGGGGGUGGAGGCUACGGAGGUUCACGUGGAGGAGGCGGAUACGGAGGAGAUGGCGGCAACUUCCGCUCGGAUCGUUCACGAAGCCGCGGCGAGGAUCACCGCAAUACAUCGCCCUCUAGUCGCAGUUUCGGAUCGAGAGACCGCGAUGGCAGCAGCAGAGGUGGUGGUGGUGGUCGUGGCAGUCAUCAGCCACGCAGCGAUCGUGGUGGUUUUGGCGGAGGUGGAUACCGCGGGAGCAGCAGUGGUGGAGGUAGCAGCGGAGGAUCUUCUCGAGGUGGUUUCCGUGGAUCUUCACCUCGUUCUUACAAUUGAAUGUUUGGCGAUGGUUAAAAUACUAACGAAAAUUAUUAACGAAAGACCUAAAGAAAGAAUUAAAAGAUUCGUCGAAAUUGGAAAAACGAAUGCUCUUGAAUUCUCUCACAGAAUAUUUCUGCAGACCUUACGGAACUCGGCUGUUUUCAAUCUUUUGUUCGCAAUUUUUUUUUAGUAUUUCUUUUUUUUUCUUCUCAUCACGUCAUACACAUCGUAAUUCAUUUGAAUUAUUAUUUUCGUUGAAAACAAACGGGCUCUGUUGAUGACCAUAUCAAAGUCUGCAAAUGAAAUACAUUGUAAACUUUUAUGGGCCA